Molecule: messenger RNA, 636 nt
Organism: Hibiscus syriacus
Lineage: Eukaryota; Viridiplantae; Streptophyta; Magnoliopsida; Malvales; Malvaceae
Product: protein NUCLEAR FUSION DEFECTIVE 6, mitochondrial-like
Exons: 3
Coding region: 55-345 (96 amino acids)
Cellular component (GO): mitochondrion
Source: RefSeq, a predicted model, not a curated record
CCCAAACCCUUCUACAAACAAACCCAAAGACCUCCAAAAUCCCUGCCACCAAAAAUGUCCGCCGCCAGGUCUGUCAUCCGUUCCGCGGCCGCCCGAGCAUCCGCGGCAACCAGACUCGCUGGUGCAACCAAGCCUAUGCAGCGACCCGCUUGCUCGCCCUUUCGGAUCUCCAAGCAAAACCCGUUCCCUGCUCGUAUUUUCAGGUCACCGGUGGAGAUGAGCUGCUGUGUAGAAACACUGCUUCCGUAUCACACAGCCACUGCUUCAGCUUUGCUGACUUCCAUGCUUACUGUUUCUCGCCGGGGAUCCGGUUGGACCGCUGAAGGCCUAGACAAGACUAGAUGAAGGACAAGCGCAGAGAGGGAGUGACCUGGAUUUGUUUUUCAUUUUUGAACUUUUUUGGGACUGCUACUGAAUUGUUCUUCAGUGCUUGAGUUGAUCAUAAUUGUGAAAUGGCAAGAGUUUGAAUGAUAUGCUCAAUAAUUUCAUGGUUUUAGAGCCAUCAGAUGAAAUCUUGAUAAGCAUUUUUUAAUUAGUUAGCUGAUUGUUCCUGAAAUUACUGUUAACGUUCUGAAAAGUUAACCAUGUUGUUUUCUUUGUUUUAUGAAUGCUUAGACCUGCUUACUCGUUGACCUA